AUGACAGCCCUUGGCAGGUAUGUCUGUGGCAAAUGUGGUCUCGGGGGAUAUCACACCCCUCGCCAUGCUAUAUCCAGUUGGCCUCACCGCCAUCAUUUGACCUUCCCACACAUCCACACUCAAACUUUGUUUUUGAUCGUGAUCAUUGAGACCGAUCACUUGGAGUUCAUACUCCUGCCUAAGAACCGACAGCAACCUCACAAGGUUUCCAAGCGCAAUCUUGUGAACAGGGAGCGUUUUAAUGCCAUUUUCUUUUGA
Molecule: messenger RNA, 258 nt
Organism: Penicillium crustosum
Lineage: Eukaryota; Fungi; Ascomycota; Eurotiomycetes; Eurotiales; Aspergillaceae
Exons: 2
Coding region: 1-258 (85 amino acids)
Source: RefSeq, a predicted model, not a curated record